AUGGACGAAACUUUGCUCCCUCUUGACUCUGACGGAUCUUUGCCACUUUCAACUGUAGCAGUUCAAUUUCCAUACGUAAAUGGCUUGAAGUAUAUGUCUCGUGGAUACUUUAGACAGCUUAGGAUGAAUAUGAAUAAAACUGCUUUUUUACCGCCUCUUGAUGGGUGGACUGACAAAUUAUUUCUUGUAAUUCCAAAAGUCGAAGCGCCACCUACGUCAGAAUUGAUUGAAAUUAAAAAAGAUAUUGGGGAACUUAAAACUAAAAUUAAUCGUUUGGAGGGAAAAAUGGAGACUUUGGAGACUAAAAUUGAUGAAAAAUUGAAUCGUUUGGAGGCUAAAAUUGACAGCUCAAUCAAUUACAAUCUCCAGGUAUUUUGGAAUAAAUUUGGUAAUUAUUCCAAAAAUUUUUUUAAAAAAAUUUCUGCAUUAUUUUAA
Molecule: messenger RNA, 435 nt
Organism: Meloidogyne enterolobii
Lineage: Eukaryota; Metazoa; Nematoda; Chromadorea; Rhabditida; Meloidogynidae
Source: the annotation of a GenBank genome assembly